ACAAGUAGAUACCUUGAACUGCUUCAUGACAGAUCCUGUCUUUGAGACACAAGAAUCUUACCAGCCAGGAGACCUCUUGGUCGGUGGGAUUGCUUCACAGUUUGUGUUUUUUUCCCAGGAAUUUUCUUUCACACAAUAUCCUUCGGAGGAAUUUUCUGACUACAUCAUUGUGAUGACUAAAUUCUACCAGCACAUCUUGUCUCUGGCUUUUGCUGUCAAGCAGAUCAAUGAGGAUCCCAACAUCUUACCAAACGCCACACUGGGAUUCCACAUCUAUGACAGCUACAACGAUGUUCAGAUGAUCUACCGUUCCUCCCUGUAUCUUCUCUUCAGAUCCCAUAAAUUUGUGCCCAACUACCUAUGUGGAGUCCACAAAAAUAUAAUAGCUGUCAUUGCAGCUCUUUCCCCGAAGACAUCAUUUCUCAUGGCACAAAUCUUGAGCAUCACCAAGAUUCCACAGCUUCACCCGUUCCUUCAACACGUUUCGUUUAACAACUCAGCUGGAGAAAGAGUGUCCUUCAAUGACAAGAGGGAAAUGGUUUCCGGAUUUGAUAUUAUGAAUAUCGCUGUCUUCCCCAACAUGUCCAUCCAUAAAGUGAAAGUGGGACGAGUAAAUCCUGAUGAUGGCCUUGAAGGAAACAUAUUCACCAUUAAUGACAGCAUGAUUACAUGGGAUAAGAGCUUUACACAGGUGCGGACCGUUGAACAUACCUGGUGA
This is a messenger RNA of Pogona vitticeps (central bearded dragon), 718 nucleotides long. The record is from RefSeq and is a predicted model, not a curated record. Lineage: Eukaryota; Metazoa; Chordata; Lepidosauria; Squamata; Agamidae.